Drosophila melanogaster (fruit fly) is the source of this 252-nucleotide messenger RNA. RefSeq lists its product as uncharacterized. The record is from RefSeq and is marked reviewed. The coding region runs from base 1 to 198 and encodes 65 amino acids. The transcript has a single exon. NCBI's taxonomy places the organism in Eukaryota, Metazoa, Arthropoda, Insecta, Diptera, Drosophilidae.
AUGAAGACAGAGGUUGUAUUUAUUUUUCUGUUUUUUGCAAUGGUGGCGAUUUUGAGCGCCAACGCCGAAAGUACCACAACUACUGAGGCCUCCGAAACCACGACAAAAUCUCCUUCUGCUCCACAAUGGUCUUUGACGGAAUUUAUACGGUUUUUCAACGGCAGCGGUAGUGGAAACAAAUUCUACUUCUUCUUCUAGAACAAUUUGUACAUAUCUGAAAUUUAUUUUCUGUCAAUAAAAUGAAAGCACCUU